AUUUUCUUUUUCUCUCUUUCUCAGAUUAUCUACAUUCUUGCAUUGAUGCUUCUACUGAUCAAGGCCGAACAGGAAGAUGCAACACAAAAACCAGAAAUCGCGAAGUUGGAAGUGGUAGAUCUGGGCGAGACCGAAGUUGAUCCCGACUCCGAGCAGCUUGACGUUCAACGGAAACGGGACUCUGGAUAUGCUUAUAACAGGCUCAAUCGUGUCUCCCCGAGUGCUCGAAUUCGUUUCCGAGCAAAUCAGUUGAGGAGUCAAGCUGCAUCUAGACCUCCAGCUCGAUUAAGCAGACCGUUCGCGAAAUAUGGACCGCCCACACACGGUCAUUAUGCUCAACAGCACCGAAACAAGCUUGAACAACAUGAUGUCGGUCAACAGCAACCGCUCAAUAUCGACAAUGGAUUGACGCAGCUGGAAGUGCCGAGUCCGAUCAGAGACGUCGACUUCACAGUCGUGAAUCCAAUCGCUAGUCAGAAUGACGAGCCGUUCGGCAUGCACACGUCCAACUAUUUACCGCCGCAGAACCAAAAGCUGCCAGCUUAUUCGUCGGUCGACAAUUUUACUCCGCAGUUGCAGUCACCGCAAUUGCAAUCGCAGAACUCGCACAGCCAGAACCUCGUGCGGUCUCAGAUUUCUGAUGCGGCGCUGUUUCUGUCGGAAAACGCGCAAGCGAUCCAGCAAUUGUACGGUGCACCUGCUAACAAUCAGGACUUCGCGCCCGGCAACGAGCACUUUCAGACAGACAUCGGCAAUCAGGUCCCGAGCGAUCAGUUCAGGAGCUUCGAGAGCACCUUGCAGAGCCCGCAGGAAUUUCGCGGCGCGUUGCCGUCGUACGCUUCGGGAACGCUGAACCCUCACGAGACUCUGGAGCAGAUCCAAUCGCUGGAGAAGGAUCGGCUGAUCGUGCAGCUGCAGCAGGCACUCGCCCAGGCGCAGAGCAGCGAGCCGAGCGCAGAUGCAGCGGGCAGGUACGCUCAGAACCAAGCGAGUUUCGUUCCGAAUCGGGAGCUUCUUGCCUCCGUAAGCCAGCGGAUGAAAUCGCAUUUAUCCACGACGCCGCAAAGCUUUGGCCUCGCCACAGAGAGCGAAGCCUUUAGUCAGUCUCCUUUUCCGCCAGGCACCACGAUCAGUCCCCUGGGCCAGUUCCCGUUUAACUACGAUGUCGCGACUACCGCGCGAGCUCCGACUACGACUACCACAGCCGCCACGACGGUGGCGGGAUUACCACCCCCGCAGUCGCCCAAGGACGACGGUACUAGCCAAGUUGCUUCGUCGCAACCUGUUCCCAAUCAGCCUGGAUUACCCGCAGCUCCCAGCUCUCCCGUGGGAGUCCCCGUUUAUGGUGGUUUCGCGCCGACCGUCAUCGCGGGCACUAACUUCAUCCCCAGUUACAGCACCGGCCUACUUACGCCCGUCAGACCCGUGCGACCGGCUUUCGGCACGUCACCUACGCAGUUUGGAAUACCGAUUCCCACAGAGGCGCCUGGGGAACCGGCAUCGGAUUCACCCUCGGUUCCAACGACGACGACGCCCUCCUCGUUCAAACCUCCGCUGGCCAAUCAACCUGGAUUCGGCCUAACGCCGACGAUCACACCCGUGGCUCUGCCAGUUCAACCGAUACGACCUGUUGCUGCCCCUCUGCAUCCCCUCGCGACGCAUCCGGUGAUCAGCAAUCCCCCGCACCCCGUGCUGCCGGUCACGAGCACCGCCCAAGUGCAUCCGGUGCAAACUGCUACCCCCGCGGUGACCAGCAGCGUGCAGCACACGUACGGCGUGCAGACCGCACUGAUCAAUCCCAUUGUGUACAAGCCACUUAAAGCUGUCUAUCCAGUGUACUAUUACCCGAACGUAGCGUACCAGCUGCAGAAGCCCGCCCUGCUGCCGAGCUACCCGUGGAACUACGCGCCUUCGUACGCUCAGACGAAACCGGCGCAGACAUGGAAAUGAGGCCCGUUCUCUACGUUCUCAAACGCGAACGGAUAGCGCAGCACGAUACUUUCAGGCUGACUGUCUAUCCGUAAAAGAGAGAAGGUGAGAUUAAAGAAGAAAGUGCGGCGAGGAGUCAGCUAUCGUGGAGUCGCGUGAUCCUGAUGCGCUGGCGAUGCCGCCGUCAGAUCGAUCUUUUUACAAGUAAAUGAUAUCAUUUUCUUCUCUGAUCUGCUAAGAGAAUCUCGAGCUGACAACAGUAAGAACUGUGCUGCUCUGCUAAAUCAACUGUUUCGGCAAGUCAUUGAUUUUCAUUGGAGGAAACAUUGCGGCGAAAAAUUGCAAUUCUCGUCAUAGAAAUUUUAAGUAGAAUUACAGGGAAAUUGUAGAAUUUUAGAACGCAAGAACAUUCUCUUGAAGAAGAUUUUGUCACUUAAAUUAAUCAUAGCUAAUUAUAUAAGUGGAAAUAGAUCGAAAAUCUUUUGUGCUGAAACAAAUUAUUUUUUCUAUUCAUAGCUUUUUUAUUGAUUUUGUUUGAUUGUAAUGUUUUAAUUUAAUUAUUGAUGGCUCAGUUUAUCUAUCAAAAUCUGAUAGAUUUUAAUGGAACAUUCAUUGAGGGCCUCUCUCUGUUCCAAUUUCUCAUAUCAAGUGCGUGUAAAAUUAACUCUAAUUAACUAGUGAGAAAUUUUAUGCAAUACUGCUAGUAUCAUGCUAUGAAUUUCUCUACGAUUUCAUGAAUAAUCGUUAAAGUUUAACAUACAUUACAUACACGAAUGCGACUAGACGAGAUAUAUAGCUAAUCCCUCGAGAAUUGUAUUAUAAUGCAUUAUAAUGCAUAUAAGUUUCAGAAAACAAGAGAAUUAUGAGUUGCUAUUCGAUAACGAACGCGCAUGGAACGUGUAUGCAUGUUUUACUAUUACAAAUUAUUAUAAUAAUUGUCGAAAACGUGCUUUUCUCAUAUAAAAUAUUUUAAUCUUCUAUUCCAUCUAUUAUUGCGUGUACGUUAGCUUUAAGACGAGAAAGUGUCAUUAUGCAGAUGAUAACAGUUGUUAUUAGAAUUGAAAUAUUGGCGCAAAUGUUUCUUAAUCAUUACAGUUAAAAUUAUUGAUAUUGUGAAAGAAGUCAUUAUUUAAGUGAGAUCAUUGUGCAUGCUUCUGUUGCGUCUGAAGUAGAUUUAUACUUGAAUACAUCAUGUACAUAUGUAUGUCCUAUUUAUUUUGUGAAAUAAAUAUUUUGUUACUUUGGA
Molecule: messenger RNA, 3175 nt
Organism: Ooceraea biroi (clonal raider ant)
Lineage: Eukaryota; Metazoa; Arthropoda; Insecta; Hymenoptera; Formicidae
Product: proline-rich protein 36
Source: RefSeq, a predicted model, not a curated record